AUGCCACACUUCACGUGUGUGAGGAAGAAGGAAAGUAAUUCAAGUAGAAGUAUCAUUUUUGCGGAGUUACUGAAUUAUGUGUCUCUUUUAGUCCCAAAGAAACUGCUGCAGGAGUCAGUUUCCAGGCAUCCAUCCUUCCCAUCUCCUCCAUCUGUGCCUCAUGAUCCCAACGUGGUGGGAGACAGCGCUCCUCCUGACGGGACCCCAUCUCUGACCUCGGACUCUGCACCAGGGAGGUCGACGCGAGGACGGAGUUCUGGUCCGUAUUCAGAAGAGACGGAUCAGUCUGGAGAAAGUGAUCCGAACCCAACCAUCUCCAGCGUGAUCAGACCAGCCAUGGCCCUCAUCAGCAGCAUGCUGGUGGCCUACACCUACAUCACAGAGCACCCGGAGCGCUGUGCGCUGUAUUUCAUGUGUGGCAUCUGUGCCGGUCUGUUCCUCACGCUCUUCGCUCUGGUGGUUCAGAUUUCCUGUCGUACAGACUGUAAACCUCGUCACGCCGUCGUUAAGAAGCGCCAGAGACCCGCAGACUCCGACAGCGACACCAGCGACUCUGAUUCAGACUGGGACUCGAGCUCGGACCUCUCGGCCCGACGGCACCGGCGCUUCGAACGCAUGCUCAACACAAACGUCUUCACGUCAGCAGAGGAGCUGGAGCGAGCGCAGCGACUGGAGGAGAGAGAGCGCAUCAUACGGGAAAUCUGGAUGAACGGACAGCCGGACGUCCCAGGAACCCGCAGCCUGAAUCAGUACUACUAGAGCACCGCCUCCCAUCAGACAAGAUGGGAAGCUGAAGCAGUAGUGUGGCAUUAAACGGUGUAUUUGCAGUGGAAAUAAGCUCGUGGUUUAUUCAUGAGGUGAAAGGUCAAAUGCUGCUGACAAGUCAGAUUUGGGAAUAUUCUUACCUGAUGUCUUGAAGUUGGACAUUUUCUGCAGCGUGCAGCUAAAGCUACGGCUCAUGGGAGAUGUGGUUGAGUUGAAAGGAGUCUAUAGGCAGCUCGGAGAGGCGUGAUAAGCUCUAAGCACUGUGAUUGGUCCUUCACUCUGCCUGUCAAACAGUGAGGACCGCCUUCUGUAGAAAGAGAGACCUGAGCAAAUUAAGUGCCUUUCAGUUUGAUCUGACAAAUACACAUGUACAGUACAGUGGGACUAAAACAUAUUUGGACACUUAUAAAUAUCUGAAUGUCAUUGCAUUAGGAAACAAAUAGAACAAACCAAGCUGCGACUGCAAGAAAAUGAUGCUGGAGCUUCACUUUUCUGCAUCGGUUUUGCUUAAUGACCUUUAAUUUCCUCCACAGUGCCACAUUUAAUUUUUUGGUAACACUUUACAAUGAGGUUGCAUUUGAUAACAUGAACUAACAAUAAAAAAUACUUUUAAAGUUUAGUGAAUUCAAAAGUUCUAUGUUUGUAUUUAAACCUGAGGUAUAUAAGACUUUUUCAGCCAUGGGAUAAAAAAUAAAAUAAUGAAAUAAAGGUAAUUUGUGUUUUAUCUAAUCUUGUAAUUCCUUUUUCUUAGAAUUCUUUACAUUUUGCAGUUUUCCCCCCUCACCACAGAAUAAAAAAACCGGAUAAUAAUUGUGACUUUUGGCUGGUUGCUGGUAAUUGUGAAUUUUAAGCUCACAAUUAAAAAAAAAAAAAAAAAA
Carassius auratus (goldfish) is the source of this 1643-nucleotide messenger RNA. RefSeq names its product protein eva-1 homolog A-like. The transcript has 4 exons. NCBI's taxonomy places the organism in Eukaryota, Metazoa, Chordata, Actinopteri, Cypriniformes, Cyprinidae. The record is from RefSeq and is a predicted model, not a curated record. The coding region runs from base 1 to 759 and encodes 252 amino acids.